AUGCCUAAAAGAUUUAUCAAAAACGUUAUUGUAGGAGGUCGGUCGGUUUCGAAGUUAGUCCUGGUUCCCGGUAUUCUUCCUCCCAAGCCCUCUCAGCCGUCAGCCGACCUCCCAUCCUCACAACCUGCCGCACGACCCGAAGCUGCAGCUGAAAAUGGUGGCGCUGCUGGUGGGAAUGGCGGCAUAGCAAAUGGGACUGGCGGCAGGAAGAACAGAAAGGAGGCAGCAGCAGCAGCAGCAGCAGCAGCAGCAGCAGCAGCAGCCGCAGCCGCAAAAGCUGCCGCCACAGAAGCAGCCGUGAGCAAGAAAAAGGAAGAAGAGGAGGAUGAUGAUGAUAUUUUUGCAGAUGUGGGGAAAGAUUACACAGUGACUGCUAAGCCUAGUGCACCUGGUGCUGCUGACACAGGUGCUGCUGCAGGAUCAGCAGGGGGUGUAGGGGCAACCGGAAUAUGGAGAUGGACGAUGAUGGCGAUGCCAUGCCGCCUCCUCCUCCCCCGCCUCUCCCACAUGACAUGUGAAGACAUUUUUUUCCGUUUCCUCUCCAUUCUGCCCCCUCUGGAGACCUUCAUUUUCUCUCUCCUCCCAUACGAUCGCAUCCUCCCCUCCUCCCCUCCUUCCCCCACUCCUCUCCUCCCCUCCUCCCCCCCUCCUUUCCUCCCCUCUCCUCUCCUCCCCUCCUCCCGUCCUCCCCUCCUCCUCUCCUCCACGCACUUCCUCCUUCCAGUGCCUUUGCCUCCCACGCUUACUGCCCCGCUCCUUCCGUCGGUCCAGCCUAUCCACCAGCAGGCGGCUCAUGGGAAGACUACCCACCCCCUCCCUUUUGUGGUGUUACCCGUUCACACUCUCAGCCGCCCCUCUCUUUACUUCCGUCUCUCUUCCCUCCCUCGCCCUCCCUUGAAUCAGGUCGGCCCAGCCUAUCCACCAGCAGACGGCUCAUGGGAAGACCACCCACCCCCUCCACUGUUGCCCACUUACACACUCAGUCUCCCUUCUCUCUCCCGCCCUCCAUUGAACCAGGUCGGCCCAGCCUACCCGCCAGCAGACGGCUCCUGGGAAGACUACCCACUGCCUCCUCCUCUUCCUCCUCCUCCCGGCGCCCCCACUGCCCUCACCCCCUGGCCCCCCUCUAUUCCCCCUCCAGCCCCACUCCCAUCCGCCUAUCCCUACCACCAACAGUACCCCCCUGCCCCUCCUCCUCCCCUUCCCCCCCAUUCUGCCCCACACUAUCCUGGCCUAGCCCCUCCUCCUCCUCCUCCUCCCGGUCAGCAUUACCCGUAUGGAGGAGGAGAGGGGGGCUACCCACCUCCUCCCCCUCUUCCCCCUGGAGUAUACCCACCUUCACAUCUUCCUCCUCCCCCUCCUCCUGCUUCCGCUGCAGCCCCCCCAUUUCCUUCUCCUCGUGCUCUCGGCCCUACUGAACCUGGUGCUACCGGCACUUACCUAACAGAAGAGGAGAAAGGCCGGGGUUUGGCGUCGGUGUUUAAGAGAUUCACUCCGGAGGAAGAGGAGGCGAGGAGGAGGGAGGGGAGGGGGAGGGCGGGGGAGGGGAGGGAGAAGGGGAAGGAUCCAAACGCGCUUGGGGGGUUGGGGGGAGGGGGUUAUGAUGAGUGUUAUCAACGGGGGGAUGGGGGGAACUUUGCAGGGGAGGUUGUGGAGAGUGAUGAGGAGGAGGGUGAUGAGCUUGCACGGAAGGUGGAAGAAGCAAGGCAGCUGGCUCAGGUACAGGACAUGUUUCAUGGGGACGAUGAUGAUGAUGAUGAGGAUGAGGAUGGUGCUGGUGCUUCUAAGGACAAGGAGCGGGACAGAGAGCCAGCAGAAAAGGGCAAGGCGGGUGGCAGAGGGGCAGGGCAGCAGGGGCGGGAGGGCGAGGGGAGGAAGGGGCGGAAGAAGGAGAAGGAUCGGCAGCAGAAGCUGAACAAUGAGCUGAAUCAGAUCAACAAGAUUAUUGAGAGGAAAAAAAGGGAGGCGGCGGGGGAGGUGGUGGAAGAGGAGGAAGAGUAUGGGGAUGAGGAUGGUGGGCCUUAUAAGAAGUCCCGAUAUUAG
Molecule: messenger RNA, 2043 nt
Organism: Closterium sp. NIES-65
Lineage: Eukaryota; Viridiplantae; Streptophyta; Zygnematophyceae; Desmidiales; Closteriaceae
Source: the annotation of a GenBank genome assembly